Messenger RNA from Penicillium cinerascens, 1779 nucleotides. RefSeq lists its product as uncharacterized. The coding region runs from base 1 to 1779 and encodes 592 amino acids. The record is from RefSeq and is a predicted model, not a curated record. The transcript has a single exon. NCBI's taxonomy places the organism in Eukaryota, Fungi, Ascomycota, Eurotiomycetes, Eurotiales, Aspergillaceae.
AUGGCGACCAUCCGAUCAAAGGGUAAAACCAGAUUCCGGGAGCCCUUUCCAAAGGCCCCAUCCACCACGCCGGUCAAUGCCAAAUUCAAGCUCAGGCCUCCCCCUCUGGAUCGCAACAUCGAGCCUAUGGUAGACCUCGAAGAUGAGUCUCCAAUCACCCCCUUGGAUGAAGUCGCAAGAGGGUCCGUCUCUGACAAGCGGGGACUCGAGCUGGAGUUUGAGAGCAUCCAGAGGCACCACAUAGCAAGGGACAACAUGCACGAUUUUCUCGUCGAUUGCGAACAGUCGAUCGUUGACUUGACAGACGUCGGCAGCAAGGUUAACGCAGAGCUCCGGGAGCUGAAGGUGAAAUACACAAAGGCACAGCAGGUUGGGGCUGUGAGAGAGGACUAUAUCACGCAAAUGCAUCACUUGCAUGAUGGGCUAAACGACGCAUUUCUAUUGUCAGAGGUAGAAAGGGAUCGACGUGAAUACGAGAUUUCUUGGGAAAUUAAGCGGACGCAUGAAAGGGCAGCGCAUCUUGAAGAUUUACUCGCUUUUAUGCUCGACGGUCUAGAUGAUGUCUUCAGCUGGCACAUGAAAGACCGGGACGAAAUAUUUGAGGCACUGAAUGUCAUUGAGGAGCACGUCGAUGACGAGAACGAACAGCUCUGGUGCCUCUAUCUCUUCCUUAAAGACGCUGAAGAAUCUGUGUGGAACCUCGAUGUGCCCUCCAAAGAUGGCAUAUAUGCAGAUGAGGUUUAUUUAGCAGGAGGCCGAGCUCUUCUUGACCGGGGAGAUACGAUGGCUCGGAUGGCCAUGGAUUGUUCCCCGGACAGUUUUCAGAUAGACGCUAAUGGGGAUGUCAGCAUGGAAAACGCGCCUAUAUGCCUGGACGAGGAGCACAUCGAGGUAGAUGCCGAUGGAGACGCCAUAAUGCGAGAAGCACAUGUGGAAAGACAAGUCGAUACGGACCAGCAACGGCUCCGGAUUGGACGUCCCAAUGUCCCAGACUUGCCAGAAUCGGCCCCAUUUUGCUCGAGAUCGAAGCCGCGAGGUGAACUCUUAAAUUGGGAUACGAUGUUGUUUCGUUCGCCGGUUACCUCGCCUCUAACCUCGCCUCUCCCUAUGGGCGUUUGUGAGAUGCUCUUGAGAACACACAUCGAAAAACCACCGUCAUACUUGCUAGAAAAGCCACCGCCUCCUCCAUCGAAACGAAUUCGCCUAAAUCGACCCUGUUUCCCAGUAUGGGGUUCCUGCAAGGAGGAGGAGAUUCUUGCUAGGCAACAGCUCAAACAGGGACCGUUUUUAGGGCACGGGGGUCUCAGACGAACCGAUCGACCUCCACCUGAGAUGCUCGCUAUUGUGAAUGCCACUUCCAACCCCGAGGCUAACAUGAAUUGGGAAAUUCGUGGUAAUCGGGGCCGAACUCUGUCAGUCCGCAAUUGGCCCAAGGAGAUGAUGCCGGGGUCAUGGCCCGAGAAACCGGAGGAAGCCGGAGAGGGCUAUACCACCAUUCAUUAUAAUGAGCUCUGGCAUUCGCUGAUUGAUUGGAUGAUAAGUGCUUAUCAAGAAGUGCUAGCGAAGCCGGAGGAGUAUGCGACAACCAUCAUGGGUAUGGGCGUGAUGAUGUGGCUUGCGUAUUAUUUGCGUGUUUACGAGGACUGGAUGGUGGCCAACGAUGUCCCGUUGGCAUCGAGUUGCCUGUACAAGAUGAAGGUUUCAGAGAUACAGCUAGGGGAGAAGGCCUUGUUCGGCGUUAACAGGUGGCUGGACUACGAGCGGCCGUGGACAGGUUGA